Messenger RNA from Nymphalis io (European peacock), 5998 nucleotides. It is a transcript of the gene Oatp26F, whose product is annotated as solute carrier organic anion transporter family member 4A1. Gene Ontology annotation, molecular function: protein binding. Gene Ontology annotation, biological process: transmembrane transport; sodium-independent organic anion transport. The record is from RefSeq and is a predicted model, not a curated record. NCBI's taxonomy places the organism in Eukaryota, Metazoa, Arthropoda, Insecta, Lepidoptera, Nymphalidae. Gene Ontology annotation, cellular component: membrane. The coding region runs from base 343 to 2484 and encodes 713 amino acids. The transcript has 14 exons.
ACAGUCAGCUUCGCGACAGGUGAAACGGUGCACGUUUCGCGCGUAAAAUACAAUUCAAAAUUCGAACCACGUCUUGCGUACCGCAAUUCACUUUUACUUUUCCCGUUCUUAUAUAAUAUUUAAUUCGUUAUCUGUACUGCGUUUUGAUCGUUUAAUUGUGAAAAUAAUAUUUGAAGAAAUAAGUAAUUAUUAAAAUGUUCAGUUAUUGUUGCGUUGUGAUUAUUGUGUUGUGCUAAUGUUUAUAGUGUGAUACCAUAGGGAUGCGAGUUCUUAACUCGCUUAGACAAGUCAGCUGAUCUUUGUUUGUCAGCAGGAUCUUCGCGCAACAAAACACAGUGUACAAUGCUGCCUGAAAAUGCAGGUGGCUGCAUCAACAAGGCAUUCGAAAACGUAGACGAUGGUUUCCAGACCAUCGACCUGCGCACCAGGAGAGAGGACGGGGAAAGGAAUGACAGAGAUGGAGAAUGGUCAGGAGAGCGCGACCUCCGGUGUGGCUGGGGCGUGCUGCGACCAGCAUGGCUGCAGCGUUUCCGCACCGCUAAAUGGGCGCUGUUCUGGUUGUGCUGGGCUGGGGCUAUACAGGGAAUGGUCGUAAAUGGCUUCGUCAACGUAGUGAUCACCACCAUAGAGAGGCGGUUCGGUCUCCGGUCGAUGCAGACUGGAGUUAUUGCUGGCGGGUACGACAUGGCUUCCUUCGCUUGCCUGGCUCCAGUCACGUACCUUGGGGGCAGGAGCAGUUCAUCGAAACCCAGAUGGCUGGGCUGGGGCGUGCUGCUCAUGGGAAUUGGGUCUCUACUCUUCGCUUUACCACACUUCCUUAUACCACCGUACAAAGUGGCCGGGGAGGAACCGGACGACUUAUGUAUAGUCAAUCAGACAGCGUCCAGCUCGUGGAAGGACGCGCCUGGGGAGGGCGGCGCGUGGGCAGUUGCCGUGUUCGUGGCCGCGCAGCUGUUACACGGCGCAGGCGCAACGCCGCUGUUCACUCUCGGCGUUACGUACAUAGAUGAGAACGUGUCUAAAAAGAUGUCGUCCGUUUAUCUUGGUGUCUAUUACACAAUGGCGGUGGUCGGUCCGGCACUGGGCUACGUGGUGGGCGGUCAAAUGCUCAAGAUAUACACGGAUUUUGCUAACGUCGAUUCAGAAACGUUAGGCAUAACCCCUCUAAGUUCUUCUUGGAUUGGCGCCUGGUGGAUCGGCUUCAUACUCUCGGCAGUGCUGUGCUUGGUUGUUGCCCUACCGUUGCUUGCCUUCCCUUACGAGCUCCCAGGUGCUGCUGAAAUACGAGCAUCGAAAAUAUCAGAAGCACACGAAGGUGCUGCUACAAAAUCAGCAGCCUUCAGCGCUUUACGCGAACUACCUAAAGCCACUGCAGCACUAUUUAAAAAUCCUACAUUCAUGUUUUUGAAUCUCGCUGGAGCGAGCGAAGGGAUGCUUAUAUCGGGGUUCGCAGCAUUUCUGCCUAAACUAAUUGAAAAUCAGUUUGCUGUAAACGCAUCGCAAGCUGCAAUGUUAUUGGGUGUCAUAACAGUGCCAGCAGGGGGAGGGGGGACUUUUCUCGGGGGCUGGCUGGUAAAGCGGUGGAGAUUGACGUGCGCGGGCAUAAUCAAGCUAUGCGUGGUCGCCACGUUACUGGCUGUAGUAUUUUCUUUUUCAUUCGUGCUCAGCUGCGACAACUAUCCGUUCGCCGGCGUCACCAUACCCUACAACAGCCCCAGCGUAUCAGGCGGCGACCGGCUGGCGGCGGAGUGCAACGCGGGCUGCGCGUGCGGCGCGCGCGCGGCGGCCGUGUGCGGCGCGGACGCGCGCGCCUACGCGUCGCCGUGCCGCGCCGGCUGCGCGCGCGCGCUGGCCCGCGGCGCGCGCACGCUGUACCAGCGCUGCGCCUGCGUGGCGCCCGCCGGCCCGCUGCCGCUCUACCACGACGCAGAAACUAACACGUCGAUCCCGUACGAAGCAAUAAACAGCACAUGCAGCUCCGAAUGUCCGUAUCUCUGGCUGUUCGUGUUCCUCUCGUUCUGCCUCAUGCUCUUCACCUUCGUCGCGACUAUGCCCGCCCUCUCCGCCACCCUGAGGUGCGUGCGCGAGGAGCAGCGCUCGUUCGCGCUGGGCCUGCAGUGGAUCGUGGUCCGCCUGCUGGGCACCAUCCCCGCGCCGCUGCUGUUCGGCUUCCUCAUCGACCGCGCGUGCCGCCUGUGGGCCGCCGGCGCCUGCGCGCUCUACGACAACGUGCACAUGAGCAGGUAUAUGCUAGCGCUCGCGCUGGUCGGCAAGCUGUGCUCGCUGCUCUUCUUCUUCUUCGCGUGGUGGUUCUACCGACCUCCCGGCGGUAAGAGCGACAACGCCGUCGCCCCCGCCGCCGACGGGCCGGGGCGCGACAAGACUAACGGUACCCUGCCGACGGUCACCACUGUAGCCAACGGUACUCUGGACAGAAGUAACGGUUACUGCAACGCAGCACUCGAGUGUAGUGACCAUUUGUGAAUGUGUCACUUUUAAUUUAGUCCGAGCGCGUUGUGACCCUUUUGUUUGAAGUGUCGGUGAUGUUGAACGAGGCGCCUCUGCCCGGCGUUAUUGAUGGCUUUGGAACCGAUAUACUGCGACUGAUUAUUCAUGAAACAACUGAAACGCUGAGCGUGUUUCAGAUUAUUAUCUGAUAGGUAAUUCGUAGACAAUUUAUUUGAAAUAGAUCGUGUUCAAUUGUUAUUACUCGGCAACAUUACCAACGGUUGUGACAUAUUUAUUUCUCAUGAUUAUAUAAAUAUUCAAAUCCAUUCAUUCCAUGAAUAACAUUCUAAUUGACUUCAAGUCAGCUGUGGUAGAAAUUAUAAAGAAUUCCAUUAGAAGUUAUCAUUCUACUUGUAUGUUUUUAAUUGAUCGUAGAUUGUUGUAUGAACAUUUUGAUAUUUCCAUAGAAAUAUGAAGUCACACCAAUAGUUAAACAAUUCUACACUCUCGUAAUAAGUUCAUAACUCCUAAGUCUUUUGCAGACCAAAUAUAUGUAGGUAGAUAAGACAGUAGUACUCUCUGUAACCAUUUAUAACUAUAUAUUGAGACGCUAUUUCUUCCUCAAUAUCACUUAGAUUUAGAAUUAGUAUUAAUUUACUGUUAUAUAUCUGUGAUGUGAUAGUUUUACAAUUAUAUAUAAUGUGUCGUACGAACAUCGUUUCUUGUUUCUAUAUAUUUAUUUCAUUUUCGACAUAUAAAAUUAAUUUCAUAAGUGUCAAUUUUAGUCGAGCAACUGUAAAUUGAAAACUAUUUGAAUAUUCUAAUCAGACUUUCAAUUAAUGAGAGUCUGCCUCAGAAUCAAUAUCGUUCAACUUUUGUUGAUUCAAUUUUAAUUCUUUUGCAACAAAUGUUGGUUAUUUUAAACCGAACCGUGUGAAUUCGUUUUAAACAUAAUUCCUUGAUUACUUAAUGAAUAUUAGUUGUAGAAAAUUUGUACGUAUUUUAACAGUUGAUAUCGAUAUUUGUACUCAACAUCAAAAUACAUCAUAAACAGACACGCUUUUUGGGUAACCUUGUAUUAAAGCAACCUUUAAAAAUUAAGGACGCAUGUCAUUAUACUUAUCAAUUUAGUCUGCAGUUUAUAACCCACAGACAAUACAUAGUACACAAUCAUUAUGUACUUAUGAUUGUGAUAUAAAAUUAAACGUCAAUACCAACUUAGUAUGUAUAUUAAUAAGUUUCAAUUUAAAAAAAAAAAAGUCUAAUACGACAUUUUUUUAUCAUUGCUAAGUUAAGAUUUUAAAAUGAUUAUUACACUUACUUAAUAAUAAUUUAAAAAAAAUUAAAGUAGGUUAACAAUACAUUAUAUACAUUUUUUUUUAAAUUAGAAUGGACCAUAUAAACCAUUAUAUUAACAUACUAUUAAUUAUAUGUAAAAUAUAUAGUACAAUAAUAAGCACAAUUUUAUCAACAUUUUUUUUCUAUUAAAUUUAAGUACCAACAUUUCUAAUAAAUUUAAUACCAACAUCUAAAUUAUUUGUUAUUUUUUAUAUAAAUAAAGACUGAUUGUUCACUUAGUUUUAACUAGAAAUAAUGUUUUUGUUAUUAUUUUUAAUAAUAUUAAGAUUUGCAUUUUGAGGUUUACUGGGCUUAGGAACUGUAAUCAUUACCUACAUAUAUGAUCUAACAAUUAAAAAAAAAAAAACAUCAUCUGGACACUUUCGUUUAAUGACAUUUUAGAUGAUUUAAACCAGUAGAUAUUAAAUUGAAAAAUAUUAAACAAUUAUAAAAGAGUAUGAAACGCAGUAUAGUUUUAUUUAGUUCGCGAGUUGACGUGCAAAAUUUUUAUCGCUAUCCUUCUUUUGCUUCUAUUGCUUCCGUAGCAAUUGUACCUACUGAUUAAUACAUUACAUGAGUGAUCUAUUGUAUAAUACACGUUUCGUAUCUUGAUCUCGUUAACUUUAUGUUUAUACUCAAAUCAAAUAAUUUAUUUAUUCACGUAGGCUUAUGAGGGCACUUUUGAACCACCUAUAACAAUCUAAAAUUAUAUUAUGAAAAAUACAACGUCAUGUGGUUCACUUUUGUGUGUUCUUUUAAUACACUCGUAUAUAUAUUUACAUAAUAGUUGGUACUCGUUAAAUUUAAUUGUCUCAAAUAAUAAUAACAAAAUUUUAAAUAAACAUUGAACUUAAACUUCAUAUAUAUUAUUUAUUGUAUAGACAUUAUAAAAAUGUUUUUCGUGUUCUUUAAUUUGAUUAUAAAAUAAAUUACAAGUUAUGGUCUAAUUAAAAACAAAAGGUAGAUUUUAAAUUCGUAUUUUGCAAUAUUUGUAAAGACUACAGAUAAAAAAUAUUAUAAUCUUCGAUCACUAUUAAAAGUUAUGAAUAAUAUAUAAUUAUCGUGAUUUUGUUAAGUGGCUAACUUCAUAAUUAUGAAUUCGUAGUACGUGUAGUUGUUUUGUUAGAAAUAAUGUGUGUGUUAAUAAUAUUUAUUUUAAUAAAAAUGUAUGUAUUUAUUAAAAACCCACGAGGAUCAGAAGAGUUUUGAUUAAAAAGAUAUUUAUAUGUCGUCGUCAUUCUACAGCUGCAAGAUCAUAUUUCGUAUAAAUGCCCUUAAUUCAUGUAAAGCACGUGGGUACUCGAGUAUGUGCUUGUAUAAGUUUUAUAUUAAAAUACAUAUACCCUAUGUAUUGAUAUAAAAAUACGAAGGUAUUCAAUUAAUUUGUUUACAAAUAUUGUAAUGUUUGUUCGUUACUCGUAAUUUACAGUUCACACUGCACACUGCACAGUAAAGUGUGUACUAUAUCUGUAGCUAUAAUUAUUAGUCUAAGGUCUAUUUUGAAAUUGUACAAUUUUACACGUAUUUGUAUUAUUACUAGUCUUUGUUUAUUAAUCUUUACAUUAUUCACGUACUAGGGUCCGUUCACACAGACCGGCUCGGAGAGCAUCGGCCUGCUUUUUUCUUUUCACACAGACCGGGUCGUAUACGCUUGGAAUUGGCCGGAGCGGAGCCGCCAACUAUUUCACAUCGACCGGCUGGAAGAGAUCUGAAAGCGGGUGCGAGCGAGAAAGAGCACGCAAGCGGAGCCGGUCGGCUCCUUUUAUUACUUCACACGAAGCGCGUUCAGGCAUUUUUAAUGACAAAAAAGGUGCAAAUGCAAAAAUAAACUUUACUACAAUCACUCAAAACACUGUUUCCAACGUGAUAAAAAUCUGCUCUCCUCUCCGAGCCGGUCUGUGUGAACGGACCCCUACUCGUCGCUAAGUUAACCUGCCCUUAAUAUCUUAUGAGAUCUGUCAAUAAUAUCUUUCAUAAGAUAUUUUUUUGACAGUCCGCCUCGAGGCUACGUGCACCUACGUGUGAGUCAGUAUGUCAGUUAAGUUAGCGACAAGUAAUAGGGAAAUAGUGUAUAGGCUAAUAAACAAAGAUUAAUAAUAACGAUAAUACAUGAUGUCAGAUGAGGGAUGUGAUCAUAGACAAUUUUUAAUACUUUUUAUAGUUUUGACAUAUUCCUAACAGUAUUGACAUGAUUGGUAUUAAAAAAAUUAAA